Molecule: messenger RNA, 3612 nt
Organism: Carassius auratus (goldfish)
Lineage: Eukaryota; Metazoa; Chordata; Actinopteri; Cypriniformes; Cyprinidae
Product: kelch-like protein 33
Exons: 4
Coding region: 1007-3583 (858 amino acids)
Molecular function (GO): protein binding
Source: RefSeq, a predicted model, not a curated record
AGUGUUAUGUUUUGUGUGACCUCAUGAGACACUGAUCUAUUUCGCAUACCAGACUACAGUACAAGAUCAAGAUCAAAACAAGUUGGGAAACAGAUGUGAUAGAACCUGCCCUGGUUUUUGAACACAAGGUAGUUUCUGUCAGGAGAGUAAACUGAAGUAACAAUGGCAAUAAAUCAGCAGUGUCUUCAGAAAGAGUGGAGAAGAUCGGGGAGAUCAAGAGAGGAUGAAAAUUCAAGCUGUGACACUGGAAGGAUAGAUGUGAGUGAAGAGGAGUGUGAAGAGAAUCCAGGGGAGCAAGAUGAGUGGACAGAAAAAGAGGAUCCAAAGGAGCAGCAAGUAAAUGCAUGGGGAAGUGAGAAGACUGUUGAUGAUGAUGAAGGAUGUAGUGUUGGUUUUCCUUUUAUGGCGGCAAACAGUGACAGUUUUUUAGCAAUGUGUAAUGAUAAAGUCAGCGAAGAAAAGGAUGUCAAUAAAUAUGACAACAACAACACUGAUGCAGUAUCCAGUAAUAGUUGUUCUGUUUCUGAUAACUUAGUGAAUGUUUUUACAAUUGAUGCCGGUGAUGAUGCUGAUAAACAUGAUGAUAAAGCAUAUAGUGUUAGUUUUCCUGCUGCGUCUGCAAACAGUGAUGGUUUCAUUGAUGCAUGCACAAAUAAUGAAAAGGCUGGAAAUGAAGAUGCUGAUAAAUAUGAGGCCAAAAAUACUGAUGAAACAUAUAGUAAAAGUCCACCUGUUGCAUCUGCAAACAGUGACAGGUUUGUCAAAUCAACUAUAAGUAAUGAUAAAACCAUUUAUGAAGAGGAUAACAAUGAACAUGACAACAAUGAAUUUAUUAUAAGUUAUUCUGUUAUGCCUGAAAAUGGUUAUUGUUUAAUAGCUGCAUGCACAAAUAAUGAUAAAGAGGAUGUGGAUAAAAAAGAUGACAAAAAUAACAAUGAAGAACAAAGUAAUAGUUCACCUGUUAUGUCCAUAAUCAGUGAAGGUUUAGUUACUUCACUUACAAAUAAUGAUGAAGUCAAUGGGGACAAUAGUGGAUAUAAUAAACAUGUUGACAUUAAUGGCAAUAAAGAAUAUAUUAGGAGUUUACCUGUUACUUCUGCAAAUGGUGACAGUUUUAAUGCUAUAUGUGCACAAAAUUAUAAAAGCACUGAUAAAGAUUAUGAUAAAUACGACAAAGACAAUGAAAAUGACUCUUUUGCUACUGCCUCCUUCAGUACCGGUGACAUUGGUGGUUCUGAAAAAAGACUUAACAUUUGGAGGUUUAAAAUUUAGAGAUGAAGAGCAGCACAUGACGGACUCCAGCUCAGAACAAGAACUGAUAAAUCAAAAGCUGGAGGAGGAGGAUGAAGAAGAAGAUGAUCAUGAAUAUGAUGGAAGUAGCAGUUUUGAAGAUUCUGAAGAUGAGGAUUGUGGCAUGUAUCCCAAGAAGCUAUACUCUGAUCCGGCGUACCCAGGAGCAGUCUUCCAGGCUCUUGAGAACAUGAUGUUGUACUCGGUCCUCACUGACUUGACCCUCUUCACAGAGGAUGGAUACCAAUUCCAGGUUCAUUCCUUUGUCUUGGCUGCGGUCAGUAACCUUAUACAGACAAGAGUCAGACAGAAACCCAAACAAGAGCAAUAUAUCUCAUUGUAUAUGGGUCCCAGGGUUCAUGGUUUAGGGUUGGCAGCAGUGGUGGAGUUCGCCUAUACAGGGAACAUCGGCAUGCUGAACAAAGGCAAUAUAGAAUGGGUUUGGUCUGCAGCUGUCAGCCUGGAAGCUCCGAGAAUUCUAGAACUCUGCAAAGAGGAGGAAGAGAGAGAGGAGGACGAGGCAAGAGGAAAGAAAGUGGACAGAAAAGAGAUUUCUGCUGAGGAACAUUUAAAGAUUAGUCUACAACAAAUCAGACAGAUGUGGACACAGAGAAUGGGAUGUGACGUGGAGCUUGAAGCGGAAGGAAGAGUGUUUCAUGCUCACAGAGCACUCCUGGCUGCCAGCAGUGACUACUUUAGAGGCAUGUUUACCAGCGGGAUGAAGGAAAGCCAACAGGAAUUGGUGUCACUUCUGUUAGUCGGGGCCACCAAGUUUGAAGCCCUCCUGCACUACACCUACAGCGGGGCUCUUGCUCUCGGAUGGGGCUGUGUGUUUGAUCUCACCUGUACAUCUCUGCAAUUCCAGUUCCAGACUGCCUUUUCACUGUGCCUUAGCUUCCUGCAACAAGAAAUAGAUGCUUAUAGCUGCCUAGACAUAGCAUCUUUCGCAGAGGCCUAUGGGAUGGCGGACUUACUUGCACUGGCCGAUGACUUUGUCUUGAGGCACUUUCAAGAUGUGUCCAUCACUCCAAAGUUCAAAGAUCUAUCUGUGGAGAAACUAAAGAAGUACCUUCGAAGUGAUUCUCUCUGUGUUCCCUCGGAGUUGCCCGUGUUCAAAGCAGUCAUGUGUUGGAUUGAAGCCUCUCCCAGAAAACGGCUCAAACUUGCCAGGGAGCUGAUGGGAACCAUUCAGUUUCCCCUCAUGACCUUUAAGGAGUUCAAAGAAGUUAAGUCCAUAACAUCUUUGCCAAGAAUUGGUGCCAAAAGACUAUACAAUUCUCUCCUUGAGGAGUUCUGUUCCAAUUCUUCAGAUGCUCAGUCAAAUUUCAGGGCCUAUAUGCCUAAAGAGACUCUAGUCUUGGUUGGGGGUGAGAGGAUCACUGAUAAUUUUGACAAACGUAGACUGUGUAGGGAUAUUUGGUUUAGCAAUUCCUUGCAGAACCACGUUGGAUUGGUGAAGAAAAUAGAGUGGAGAAUGCUGGGAACUUUACCUGAGAAACCAAGGUUCAGUCAUGGAGUGGGGGUAAUGAGGGGCAAGCUUUACGUAGUUGGUGGACGGCAUUAUUACGGCAAAGCUGAUACCAUGAAUUGUACCUACAGAUACGAUCCCAACCAAAACUUUUGGCAAAGGUUGGCCGAUAUGCAUGAGACAAGAGGCAGCUUCACUCUAGUGGUCCUGAAUGGCAAAAUAUAUGCAAUUGGUGGAGAGAGGGACUCAGAAGCCAAUAUGGAGAGUGUGGAGGUUUACUGCCCCAACACAGAUUCUUGGAGUUUUGUCCACCCAUUAGACCACGCUCUAUGCUGUCACGCGGCCAGUGUGUGGAACGGCACGAUCUUCCUGUCAGGAGGCUUCAACAGUCAGUACCAAUGCCUGUCGUCUAUGACCCUUUACCAUCCAGAACGAGGAUCCACUUCCCUGGCUGAAAUGACACAUGAGAGAGCUCUGCACUGCAUGGAGACCCUAGGUGACCGUUUGUAUGUGGCUGGAGGGGUUUCAUGUGAAACUGAUGGCCAUCUGGUAGAUCAAUUAGCCUGUGAGGUCUAUGACCCUGUGGCCAACUCCUGGAGUGCCAUUAUGCCAUUCCCAGUGCCACAUGUUGGGUCAGCAUCAGCGGUCUUAGAGGGGAAGGUCUACAUAAUCGGAGGUUACUGCCAGGAAGACUACAAUGAUACCAAAACAGUGCACCGCUUUGAUCCUACAACAGAACGCUGGGAGAACAUGAGCGUGACACCGGGCCCGAACACACACAUAGCGGCCUGUGUGCUGCCACUACCAGCACAUCUAAGAAAAUAAGAAAAAAAUAAAUUAUCUGUGUAUUAUCU